Messenger RNA from Leptinotarsa decemlineata (Colorado potato beetle), 1180 nucleotides. RefSeq lists its product as uncharacterized. Gene Ontology annotation, cellular component: cytoplasm. The record is from RefSeq and is a predicted model, not a curated record. Gene Ontology annotation, molecular function: ubiquitin protein ligase activity; ubiquitin conjugating enzyme binding. Gene Ontology annotation, biological process: multicellular organism development; proteasome-mediated ubiquitin-dependent protein catabolic process. Lineage: Eukaryota; Metazoa; Arthropoda; Insecta; Coleoptera; Chrysomelidae.
UUUGUUUAUGUCGUAGACAUAGGUAGACCGGGUUAUUUUAAAACUAGUGAACUUAGUCUUUCAAGAUGGUCCACAAGGCGAUAAUAAAUAUUGUUCGGUACGAGUAUCAAUAGCCGCGCUUAUAUAAUGAUACAUUUUCAAGUGCGUCGUAUUGUUUCUUGACGCCAUAUCACAAAAGUCAGGAUUAGAUAAUAUUCAUUUGCACCAUUCCAAUAAACCACAUUCGUGAUACCUGUUUGUAUUCCAUUAUCAUCACCUGUCAGAGAAUUCUCAGUAAUGGACAUCGAAAAAACCGCCAACCAUAACCUGAAAUGCAGUAUUUGUAAAAACUACCUGAACGUAGCCCCUGUCCUCGCUUCAGAAGACGGCAAAAUCAUAAAAUGCGGCAGAUGCCAACUCAAAGGACCGCAUUUGAAGAACAGAAACUCCCUGUACGAAUCUAUCGGCGCCAAACUCAACUUUCCCUGUAUGAACAAGGAAUGCAGCAGCAGAAUGUCCUGGAACGACGUCCAACGCCACGAAAAGUCCUGCAAGCACAGGCAAAUCAACUGCCCGUUCUGGAACUGCAGAGAAAAAGACAUCAGGUUUGCCAUAAACAGCGACAUCAGUCACUUCGAAACGAGUCAUCCCGGUUCCAUUCACUACGGCAGCGGAAUCACCUUGAACCUCAAAGUCAUAACGCACCUGCAGUCCUUCAUGAAGCUCCUUGUAGUGAACGAUGUCCCCUUUUUGGUGCUGAUCCACUGCAUCAAAUUCGGGGAAGAAGUCUUGGUAGGAGUGUUCGGCUUCGACAGCAAAGCGUAUGAGUACCACUUGAAAAUCCACUCGGACCAGCACGACAGGAGACACGUUUUCUUCAAGGAGAGUACCAUGCUGUACGAUGAAGACCAGCACUGCUUAUACUGUCUGCAGAACCUGUGCGUCCUUCAAAGUCACAGAUACUCUAAGGUUCAUCCAGAAAAUAAAAAAGACAUCUACAAGUUUUAUUCGAAUGUUACGACCCUAGCGACAAAGACUUUAUUGCAGACGGAGAAUUUGUUGUUCGAUAUCAGUAUUUUUGAGAGCAAAGUGAAUGGGGAACAAGAGGAUUGAUGUAUGGGUAUUAUUUUGUGAUUUCUAGUUGUUAAUUUUAUCUGUUAGUAUCAAAAGUGGUUAACGAAUAAAAAAAUUAUCAUUCAUA